AUGGCCACGUCCAUCGCCACCACCGCUACUCCAGUUCUCUCCCGAUCACUCUACCGCUCCUCCGCCGUCGCCGCCGGCCCAGCUCCAAAACCACCGCCGCAUCUCCCCAAACCCCAAAUCCUCACCACCCUCACGGCCACUUUCGCCGCCACCACAAUUCUGUCGGCCGGCCUCCCAUCCCUAGCCGAACCGAGCAAUUACUCCCUCUACUACGGGACGGCGGCCAGCGCAGCCAAUUACGGUGGCUACGGCGGAAACUCCGACAAGAAAGCCUCCGCCGAAUACGUCUACGACGUCCCUGAGGGGUGGAAGGAGCGCCUGGUCUCCAAAGUCGAGAAGGGCACCAACGGCACCGACAGCGAGUUCUUCAACCCGAAGAAGAAGACCGAAAAGGAGUACCUGACUUUCCUCUCCGGAUUCCGCCAGCUGGCUCCCCGCGACGCCGUGCUCGACAAUUUGGCCCUCUCCGACGUUGAUCUCCAGGAUUUGAUCGCCACGGCGGAGGGCGUGAGGAGCGAGGAGAAGAAGGACGAGAACGGCCAGGUCUAUUACGAGUACGAGAUCGAUGGAGUUGGGAAGCACAGCUUGAUUAAGGUGACUUGUGCUAGGAAUAAGCUCUAUGCUCAUUUUGUAAGCGCGCCGGCGGCAGAGUGGAACCGUGAUCAGGAUACUUUGAGGCAUCUCCAUGAAUCCUUCAAGACUGUUGGUUGA
Linum tenue is the source of this 711-nucleotide messenger RNA. Lineage: Eukaryota; Viridiplantae; Streptophyta; Magnoliopsida; Malpighiales; Linaceae. The record is from the annotation of a GenBank genome assembly.